CUCUAAUUAAAUUGGUGCAAGUGGUGCAUCAAGCUUAGGUUCUGCUUUAGCAAAUUGCACUAAUCUCUCUAAUUUGACACUUGAUCUUCGUUCAAAUUAAAUUGGUGCAAGUGGUGCAUCAGGCUUAGGUUCUGCUUUAAUAAAUUGCACUAAUCUCUCAAAUUUGACACUUUUUCUUGGUGGAAAUUAAAUUGGUGAUUAAGGUACUUCAGGCUUAGGAAAUGCUUUAGCAAAUUGCACUAAUCUCUCUAAUUUGACACUUUAUCUAGGUGGAAAUUAAAUUGGUGCAAGUGGUGCAUCAGGCUUAGGUUCUGGUUUAGCAAAUUGCUCUAAUCUUUCAAAUUUGACACUACAUCUUAGUUCUAAUUAAAUUGGUGUAAGUGGUGCAUCAGGCUUAGGUUCUGCUUUAGCAAAUUGUACUAAUCUCUAAAAUUUGACUCUUGAUCUUAGUUCUAGUUAAAUUGGUCCUAGUGGUGCAUUGGGUUUAUGUUCUGCUUUAGCAAAUUGCACUAAUCUCUCAAAUUUGGUACUUGAUUUUCGUUCUAAUUAAAUUGAUUCAAAUGGUGCAUCAGGAUUAGGUUCUGCUUUAGCAAAUUGCAUUAAUCUCUCAAAUUUAACACUUGAUCUUAGUGGAAACUAAAUUGGUGAUUAAGGUACUUCAGGCUUAGGUUCUGCUUUAUCAAAUUGCACUAAUCUGUCAAAUUUGACACUUGUUCUUAGUGGAAAUUAAAUUGGUGAUUAAGGUACUUCAGGAUUAGGAACUGCUUUAGCAAAUUACAAUAAUCUCUCAAAUUUGACACUUUAUCUUGGUGGAAACUAAAUUGGUGAUUUAGGUACUUCAAACUUAUGUUCUGGUUUAGCAAAUUGCACUAAUCUCUCAAAUUUAACACUUGAUCUUAUUAGAAAUUAGAUUGGUGAUUAAGGUACUUCAGGCUUAGGGAUUGCUUUAGCAAAUUGCACUACUCUCUCAAAUUUGACACUUUAUCUUGGUUUUAAUUAAAUUGGUGCAAGUGGGGCAUCAGGCUUAGUAACUGCUUUAGCAAAUUGCACUAAUCUCUCAAAUUUGAAACUUUAUCUUGGUUCUAAUUAAAUUGGUGCAAGUGGUGCAUCAGGCUUAGGUUCUGCUUUAGCAAAUUGCACUAAUCUCUCAAAUUUGACACUUGAUCUUAGUUCUAAUUAAAUUGGUGCAAGUGGUGCUUCAGGCUUAAGUUCUGCUUUAGCAAAUUGCACUAAUCUCUCAAAUUUGACACUUGAUCUUAUUGGAAAUUUAAUUGGUGAUUAAGGUACUUCAGGCUUAGGAAUUGCUUUAACAAAUUACACUAAUCUCUACAGUUUGACACUUUUUCUUGGUGGAAAUGAAAUUGAUAAUUAAAGUAUUUCAGGUUUCGGUUUUGCUUUAGCAAAUUGCACUAACCUCUCAAAUUUGACACUUUAUCUUGGUUACAAUUAAAUUGGUGAUUAAGGUACUUCACGCUUAGAAACUGUAUUAACAAAUUGUACUAAUCUCUCAAAUUUGACACUUGAUCUUCAUAGAAAUUAAAUUGGUGCAAGUGGUGCAUCAUGCUUAGGUUCUGCUUUAGCAAAUUGCAUUAAUCUCUCAAAUUUGACACUUUAUCUUAGUACUAACUAAAUUGGUAAUUAAGGUACUUCAGCCUUAUGUUCUGCUUUAGUUAAUUGCACUAAUCUCUCAAAUUUGAUACUUGAUCUUCGUUACAAUUAAAUUGGUGCAAGUGGGGCAUCAGGCUUAGGUUGUGCUUUAGUAAAUUGCAUUAAUCUCUCAAAUUUGACACUUGAUCUUGGUGGAAAUUAAAUUGGUGAUUAAGGAACUUCAGGCUUAGGUUCUGCUUUAGCAAAUUGCACUAAUCUCUCAAAUUUGGCACUUGAUCUUGGUUACAAUUAAAUUGGUAAUUAAGGUACUUCAUGCUUAGGAAAUGCUUUAGCAAAUUGCACUAAACUAUCAAAUUUGACACUUAAUCUUGGGUAAAAACAGUUUAUUUGUUUUGGGUUAUGA
Messenger RNA from Tetrahymena thermophila SB210, 2011 nucleotides. Its product is annotated as kinase domain protein. Gene Ontology annotation, biological process: nucleocytoplasmic transport; activation of GTPase activity. The record is from RefSeq and is a predicted model, not a curated record. Lineage: Eukaryota; Ciliophora; Oligohymenophorea; Hymenostomatida; Tetrahymenidae. Gene Ontology annotation, molecular function: small GTPase binding; GTPase activator activity. Gene Ontology annotation, cellular component: nucleus; perinuclear region of cytoplasm; cytosol. The annotation marks the transcript as partial. The transcript has 22 exons.